This is a messenger RNA of Parasteatoda tepidariorum (common house spider), 2217 nucleotides long. RefSeq lists its product as uncharacterized. NCBI's taxonomy places the organism in Eukaryota, Metazoa, Arthropoda, Arachnida, Araneae, Theridiidae. The record is from RefSeq and is a predicted model, not a curated record.
UUUUUUUGUUAAUGUCGUAGUAGAGCUGCACUAAUGCGCUAUUGGUGACCGUAAAGUAAGAAGAAGGUUCAACUGGUUAAUAAGAAAAUAAUUUUAACUCAAAUGAAAAGGUUAAGUGCGUAUCGAUUGCUUGAUGAAAUCACUAAAUAAACAAAUCCGAUUCACAUGCUAGUUUCUCUUGAAUUGUAAUUCAAUCAAAUCAAGCUCAUCUAGAGCAAACUUACAUCACUAGAAUUGUGGAGUUUUCCCCCCAUUUUUUCAAUCACUAAAAUUUGAGCUCUACUGUAGAAAAAUGGAAUAUACGAUAAAAAAAUAUGAAGGAAACAAAGUGUUCAAUGACAGUUCAGAUCUUUUUGAGCUUUUUUGCUGUAUGAUCAAGCACCAGUGCCUAAAAAUUCCUCCAUAUGUUUCCGAACAUCAUUUACUUUCAUGGACUUGGAACAAAUCAGAAAUAAACAAUGCCAGUCCUGUUAUUAAGAAAAUAAAGCUUUUAGAAGAUUUAUGCCACUACAAAUUUGAUAAGGCUCUAAGCAUAAAUGAUGAAAUUGUUUUUAAUUCCAAUGCGAUUAAUAUCUUACAUUCAGGCUAUUAUAGUCGGCAUGGGAUAGUAAUUCCUUUUAACAUUUUAAGCAUAUUAUCAAGCUUUACUAAGUUAAAAAGACAUUUUGUUGAAAAACCCAAUUUAACUCCCAAACAAGAGUUCAUCAUUUUGUUACCAUCCUGUGAUGUAGAAUACGCUUCAAAAUUUUAUUCAUUUCGAAAAAUCGACUCAUUUUUCAAUUAUUUUCAUUUUAAAGGCUCAAGAAUUGAAGUACAGCCCGAGCUAUUCCUAGGGUUUGAAGACAUUUCUAGGGAAAGCUGUUCUCAGAAGACAAAGGAAAGUAAUUUUAUCUUUGCAAGUUCCCCCACAAGUAAAUUGCCUUUUACUGACAAAGAAAAAUGUCCUGAUUCGAUUUGGAAUGAUUUUAUAGAAACAGAUUUUGCUUCGAAGAGAUCAAAUAGUUCUGAGAAAAUACAAAUGAGUUGUCUUCUCAAAUCAAAUUUCAAAUUUCAUUCCGUUAAAUCUCGCGACUAUUUAAUGGAUUUAAUGAAGAAUUAUAAACAUCUAUAUUUUCCAAUGAAAAGAUGCGUUAACGCAGUUCGAAAACAGAGAACUUCAACCAAUAGGUUAUACAAUGUUUUCACUAAGAAUAGACAAUUCAGUAAAAACGUUCUUUAUCGCAAUUAUCAAUGUUCUAAACGAUAUUAUUUUGCAAAAGACGCAACUCCUACUAUUGCUAACGAUUGCCUUUCAGUCGAUACAGAAAAUGGUGAUAAACCUUGUUCCAGCUUACAAGAGAAUUUCAUAGAUCAGGAAAUAUCAGGAAAGCACAUAAAGUCGAAAAUUGCUGAGAUAAGACAAAAAAUCGAGAAUCUUUCACGCGGUGUAAAUUGCGAAUUAAUUCGGAGGGAACGCCAUCAUCUGACUUUUAUCGAACAAUGCAAACGAAUCAGUGACUCAACCAUUUCGUCUCAUGAUUACAAUGAAAUCUAUCAUACGGAAUCGUUACAAAAUAAGGUAAAAGUGUCGUGUAGUGAUGACAUUAGUGAUUUCAAUUUAUCAGAUCUACAUGAAAAUGCAAAUUCUUGUUAUGAAGUUAUCCGUCGAAGUAAAACGUUAAAUUCUACUAGCGAAGUUCCAAAGAAAAAUCAGACCUCAAUUCCUCAUUCUCAAGUUUUUAAUCAUCGUAAAGUUAAUUCUCGAGAUCAUGUUCAACAUCAAAGUGCAGCUUUAAAUUCUCAUAAACAUAUUUUAAAACAAAAUGGAGUUUUAAGACAGAAAAAUAUAAGUUACUUAGGAAACUGUUUUAGAAACUUUCGACAUCAAACAGUUGUUGCUUUAAGUACUAUAAGCGUACCAUUUGUUGCUUUGCUUUUCAGAUAGAAAUAGCUCGCUCAUGACUCAAACUGAGUCAUGAACUAUACUUUUAAUUUUAUUUUGUCAAAAUUUUUACAAGAUUUUGAAGGGUAUUUUAUCAAAACAAUAUUAAAACCAUAGUUCUUCGUUAAGUUUGUUUUGCUUUUAAUGUUUAGUAUUUUUACAUUUCAUUUGUUAGUGUUUUGUUUUAUGCUCAUGUCAUGUAUUUAAUUAUUAUUAUUAUUAAACUUUUUAAAUUCAUAUGACUGAUUUCCACAAUCUGUACAACAUUUUUAAUAAAGUUUUAUUGUUAAACAUAG